This is a messenger RNA of Lagopus leucura (white-tailed ptarmigan), 3079 nucleotides long. It is a transcript of the gene OTOP3, whose product is annotated as otopetrin 3. Gene Ontology annotation, biological process: proton transmembrane transport. The record is from RefSeq and is a predicted model, not a curated record. Gene Ontology annotation, cellular component: membrane. NCBI's taxonomy places the organism in Eukaryota, Metazoa, Chordata, Aves, Galliformes, Phasianidae. The coding region runs from base 152 to 1954 and encodes 600 amino acids. The transcript has 7 exons. Gene Ontology annotation, molecular function: proton channel activity.
CACCAGUCAGAACCAAACAGCUCUGAAUUCUAAAGUAGGUCUGAGUUUGCUCUUCAUUCCCAUCUAUAACUCUUGGAGCAACAGAGAGGAGGAAACCUGAACGUGGGGCUGUGUGUGGAAGUGUGAAAGGUGACACACAGGGAGCCCAGCCAUGCCAGGCAACAAAGCCUCCAAGCAAAAGCCUUGCCACCACUGCAACAGCAGGUUGGCCUCAGCCCCUCCAGGCACCUCCACAAUCCACUAUGAGAAGUCGUGGCUGUACCGGCACUGCUCCCUGCAGCAGAGGGACAGACAGGCUCAGAAAUCAGGGCAGCUGUUCUCAGGGCUGCUGGCCCUGAACGUAGUGUUUCUGGGCAGUGCUUUCAUCAGCAGCAUGAUUUUCAACCAUGUGGCCAUCACGCUGGCGGACGUCUGGAUCCUGCUGUCCAUCCUCAAGGUCUUGUGCCUGUGCUGGAUUAUCUACUACCUGCUGGGCACCAGCCGGCAGCCGCACGCUGUGCUCUACCGGGACACCCAUGCCGGGCCAGUGUGGAUUAGGGGGUCGCUGCUGCUGUUUGGCACUUUCAGCAUCCUCCUGAACGUCUUUCAGAUCGGCUUCAGCGUCAUUCAAAUCAACUGCAAAUCCAAAGUGGAAAUCGUGUUCCCCAGCAUUGAAAUCCUGUUUGUUGCCACGCAGGCGUUUUUCUUAUGGCAUCACUCUAAGGACUGCAUUCAAGUUCAGCACAACCUCACCAGAUGCGGGCUGAUGCUGACCAUCGCCACCAACCUUCUGCUCUGGCUGCUGGCGGUGACCAAUGACUCCAUCCACAUGGAGAUCGAGUCUCAGCUGCGAGAGGUGGAGCAGCGCCUGGCAGGCAAUGAGACGGACUCGUGUGCGUGCCCAAACACCACCACCUGCAAAGUCUUCCAGAAGGGAUACAUCCUGCUCUAUCCCUUCAACACCGAGUACUGCCUCAUCUGCUGCUCUGUGCUGUACGUCAUGUGGAAGAACGUGGGGCGACGCAUCAGCCACCACCACAUUGCUCAUGUCAAGCCCAAAUUCAAGCUCCAGGGAGUGGUCUUCGGGCCACUGCUGGGUGCUGCCGCCGUAAUCAUUGGGAUCUGCGUCUUCAUGAUGUACCAGAUCCAGGCCACAGGCUCAGCUCCCAAUUACCAGGUCUUCGUGUUGUAUUAUUCCUACUACAUUGUGCUCCUGCCCCUGAUGUGCGUGGUUGCAAUUAUUGGGACAAUCAUCCACACCUUGGAAAAAAGGGAGCUGGACACACUGAAGAACCCAACCCGCAGCCUGGAUGUGGUGCUGCUGAUGGGAGCAGCCCUCGGCCAGAUUGCCAUGUCCUACUUCUCCAUUGUUGCCAUUGUGGCCACCAACCCCAGGGACAUGCUGAACAGCCUCAUCCUGUCCCAUUCCGUCCUCCUCAUCUUUCAGUAUAUCACCCAAAACAUCUUCAUUAUCGACGGGCUCCAACGGCAGCCAUUCGUAGCAGCAGAGGCCCAGCACACAACACAUGCUGGGCAGCUUUCCGCAGUCCCAGAGCUGCCUGGUGAAGGGGUGACAACACCGAGCAGUGAUCAGGAGCACUCACAGACCUCUCCCAGCAAGGAGGAAGAAGUGAGCGAAGAGCACAGCCGUGAAGCCCACGAGCAGAGGCGAGUGAGCGUGCUGGAGCUCGGGCAGGAGUUCCGGAGAGUUUCCCUGUCCUACAUCCACACCUACUCUCACCUGAGUUGGAAGAGGAAAGCAUUAAAGGAGAUCUCGUUCUUCUUGGUUCUUUGCAACAUCAUACUGUGGAUCAUGCCCACGUUUGGGGCUCACCCCGUGUUUGAGAACGGGCUGCAGAAGUCAUUUUACGGCUACUCCACCUGGUUUGCCAUUGUGAACUUCGGCCUCCCACUGAGCGUCUUCUACCGCAUGCACUCCGUCGGGGGGCUCCUGGAGGUGUACGUCUCAGCCUGAGCCAACGGAGGCUGCGGCGAGAUGGGACUGGGCAAAGAUGCAGUAAGCAGCUGCUAUGCACGUGAAAGUUUUCAGCCUUUUCUCUCCAGCUUCUGUUUUGACUUUUCCUUGCACAACAUCUCCAUGAGCUUCCAAAGAAAAGGAGGUGGUUUUGUGUUGCUGCUUUUUUUCUCCAUAGAGAACAGAAUGAAAACUCAUUAACAAGCUGCAUUACUGCUGUACAGAAACAUGCUGGUACUUCUCAGCACCUGCCAGUGGAUGCUGUAUGCUAAAAAGUGGGAUUUUUAUCUGGGAGAUUUCAGUAGCAGCUGAUAAAAGAAUGCAAGAGCAGCAAGGGCUGACCUACACUGCAUGUAAGUUCAAAAUGCAGUGAAGGACCACCACAGCCUCACCACUGCCUGCCAACCACAGCACAGAAAGCUUGCACCCCGCAGCACAGAAAGGCCCUAGCAGCACCAGGCACUCCAGCAGCACACCCACACUCAUUCACAAAUGAACCAAAUGUACACUUUGUACAUGCAGCAUCCAAAUGGAUCGUGAUGCUGGUAGUCGCUGCGAUGGCCAGCAGAGGUUAAUUCUGUUUGCUCCCGGUGCUGACAUCCAGCAUACCAACUUGUGCUAAUCUCGUAGGACUCUGCUGCCCUGCAACACCACACUCCUGCAGCUCUCAGUACUGAAGAGCAGGACAGGUCCGCAGGUUUGCACCAUUUCAGUGCACUUUUUCCCACUACUGAAAAUGGAAGCAAUAACAUUACUUUGCCUCGAUGAAAAUGAACACUAUUUCCCCUUUCAGGCGCUCAUGGUCUCAAGUAAGGAGUGCCACAGAAGUGCAAUGGCUGAUCUUUACUUGAUGCUACUUACAAUGCUCUCACCUCUGCACUAGCAAAGGUCCCAUCCUCAUGUGCAGAGCCAGUUCAAGAAAGACCCACUGCACCCACUGCCAAGCCUCCUCCACACCAACACUUAUCCCCACAGCUGCUUUGCACAUCCACAAGCAUUUCACAAGGUCCACACAGAGGAUUACAGUUACGUGGUGUCUGACCAACAGCUGUAUGCACUCCACAGAAGAUGCCUGCUUGAAAAGCACUUAGGAGAGCAACGGGGCUUAAAUUCUGCAGGUCUUAA